UGGAAUCUUAACUUGAAAGAAAAGGUUUUUUAAACCGGUUUUAAUUUUGCUGAAUGAGGAAAACAAAGUUUCAAAAUUGCCGCCAUUUUCGUUGUCAAGGAAGAGAAGCAGCUUAGCAACGCGAUUUGGCCGCGCGCGCGCCUGGAACCUAAUGUCGUAAUUCAAACAGCCGUGGACCAUGUUGGCGGUCAUUAGACUCUUUUAUUUCAUCCAAAUCCAACAUGGCGGCCAUGUCUUUUGUCGGUUACAAGUGAUGCCAAAAACGACCCGUCAAUAUUGCUAUUACGUCAUCCAUCUGUUUGACGUCAUUAAGACUAAGAAAAUCUUUUAACCUUAUUUAGAUACAAAACAUGAUAACACUAGCAACCAAAAGCGAAAUAAAACCGCAUGUUCAGUUUGUUUCAUCGUGAAAUCGAAACGUGCACUGGAUCUCGGAGUGGAACGUAAAAAUGGAAUCUAUGAACGAAAACUAAGGUUUUAGGAUGAGGAAGUUGAUGAGACCUCUACUGGCAGCUUUGUGUGUGAGUGGAGGAGGUAUCUUAGGGGUGAUGCAUGAAAGAGAAGGCUACCGGUUCAGCAGCUACAAUCGCAAUCGUUUUGGUCAAGUGCUACACGCCAAGGUUGAAGGAUAUGAUGAAACAGAUGGGAAGAACAGAAGAAAUGUUAGCCCUGGCAUACCAGCUGCACAGUCCAAACUGCAAAAAGAAGACUUAGAGAGAAGAAGAAGAGAAAUAAUGAGAUUUGGGUAUCCAAGUUUAGAUAAUAUCAAAUAUAAGGACAAUUAUGUGUUGUCAUAUAACAGACGACUGCGGCAAGCCAACUGGGUCUGUGAACAUCUUAAUAAAGAUAUCAUUAGAAACCAAGAAGCGGAUAGAGCCAAGUGUGAUUUUGUGCAGGAUCAUGAAAUUCAUCCUCUUUUUAGAGCGACAAAUGAUGAUUUCAGGAAAACUGGCUACGACAGAGGACACCUUGCAGCUUCGGCAAAUCACAGAUUUUCUCAAGAUGUAAAUUGUCAGACUUUUUUUCUUAGCAACAUCAGCCCACAAGUUGGAUCAGGAUUCAAUAGAGACGCGUGGCAAAACCUUGAGAAGUAUGUCCGUAACCUUCCAACAACCUACAAAAAUGUCUUUGUUCUUACUGGGCCAUUAUUCCUACCCAAAUUUGAACAAGAUGGACACUUGUAUGUGAAAUAUAAGGUGAUUGGGAAAAACAAUGUUGCUGUUCCAACACACUUUUUUAAAGUCAUUCUUACAGAGUCAUAUCAAAACCAAUUUGAAAUACAGUCUUAUAUUCUUCCUAACAAACCAAUCAAUGAAAAAAUACCAUUAAACAAUUUCCAAGUUCCACUUGAACGAAUUGAAAAAGCAUCAGGGCUGUUGAUCUUCGAGAAACUUCCAAGGUCAAAGGUCAGGGAAGUAAGGCCUGUUGUUUGAAUAAUUACAAAAAUUAAUCAAGUCAGUGAAUGUUUAUAGAGUCAUAGAGUUUAGACUGAUGGAGACAUUAGAGUUCCUUGGGUCAAAGUUAAAUUAGGAAAGACAUAAUGUGAAUUACGAGGGAAAUUCUGGGUCAGCGGUCACAGAAGCUAAACUGGGACAAACGGGACGUCCUGUAAUCAAAGGUCAUCGAGGUUCAAAGUACAUGAUGAAUAACGAGGGAAAUCCUUUUGUCAGCGGUCACAAAGGUCGAAUUAUAGCACCCAGACAAACAUUGGACGUUUUGAUGUCUAAAGUCAUCUAGGUUCAAUUAAUAUAGUGAGUAACACGGAAAAUCCUUGGUCAGCGGUCAAAAAAGGCCAAAUCAUAGGACCCAGAUUAGACUGGUGACAUUGGACGUCUCGAGGUCAUCGAGAUCCAUCCAGAAAAAUCCUUGAGCAGUACCAGCAAGACUGGAGACCAAAGCAGCCCCAAGGCCAAAGAUUAUUGACAUGAGACGGGGGGAUAAUUUGAGGUCAGAGAAAAAUCGAAUGGUUGAAGAUUGAACGGUAGAUCUAACCAGGUGAUCUCGUUUUGACAGCCCAUCAAAAACCAGCCAAUCAUCGCGUAGGAAGAAAACUGAUCAGGCGGUCCAUCGAAAAAAAACAUGGCGACCGAAGUCAGAAUUUUUUUUUUCCGAAUCCUUACUUCCCUAGCUACGUCAUGGACUAGCAAUACAUUAAAAAUUCUACCUAUUCUUAUAACGAAUACCUUUGGGUCAAAUGGUGCGUUGUGGUUUCAAUUCUGUUAUGAAAUGAUCGUGAAAUGAUAGCUCUUUGUUCGCCGAUAAACAACUGAAACUAGGACCGCCUGAUCAACUACAAUAAUCCUUUGCGCGCGUUCCUCCAGAUCACCUGGAAAGAGUUAGGAUUGCCCCAGGUCAAAGGUCAGAGUACUACACUGAUAUAAAUAUAAAAAGCAAAUAUCUGGUAGAUAGGUCCAAAUGUUGAAAAAAGAGGAGGCUUUUAGUUGAAAGGUUGCCAAUAGUGUUAAUAUUGAUUACGACCCCCGAGCAAGGUCAAAGUUCAAGUCGCGAAAGUUCAAAGGUCAGACUUUUUACAUUUGAACAUUGCAUCUUUAUGUUGGUGGUAUUCAACAAAUGGUUCCUCAUGGACUUCCUUUGUCAAUAUCACCAGCCUUCAUUUCAUUUAACACUCUUGAAGAAGGAUGCAAACCAUCAUUUCCGGAAGCAAUAAAGCACUAUAUAAUGAGCAAAA
Actinia tenebrosa (Australian red waratah sea anemone) is the source of this 2689-nucleotide messenger RNA. RefSeq names its product endonuclease G, mitochondrial. Lineage: Eukaryota; Metazoa; Cnidaria; Anthozoa; Actiniaria; Actiniidae. Gene Ontology annotation, cellular component: mitochondrial inner membrane; nucleus. Gene Ontology annotation, molecular function: single-stranded DNA endonuclease activity; nucleic acid binding; metal ion binding. Gene Ontology annotation, biological process: apoptotic DNA fragmentation. The record is from RefSeq and is a predicted model, not a curated record.